Molecule: messenger RNA, 1015 nt
Organism: Betta splendens (Siamese fighting fish)
Lineage: Eukaryota; Metazoa; Chordata; Actinopteri; Anabantiformes; Osphronemidae
Gene: srsf3a
Product: serine and arginine rich splicing factor 3a
Exons: 7
Coding region: 194-700 (168 amino acids)
Biological process (GO): mRNA splicing, via spliceosome
Cellular component (GO): nuclear speck
Molecular function (GO): RNA binding
Source: RefSeq, a predicted model, not a curated record
AUUUAUUGGUCCUCUAAUAAAGACAGUGAAGAAGAAACGACUCGUUCUCUUCCGUUCUGUUCCCGGCGUUGGCAACAAGUUAGCCUAGCAGCUCGAGCGCGCGGCGUAAAGUCAGUGGUUAACGUUUUUGGCGAACUUCAGCUACGUAUAAGGUGGAUCUGAUUGUUUGGUGUUUAACAAGAAAACAUUCGAAAUGGCUGACCCUGCUCUUCACAGAGAUUGUCCUCUAGAUUGUAAGGUUUAUGUUGGAAAUCUGGGCAACAAUGGAAAUAAGACAGAAUUAGAAAGGGCUUUUGGCUACUAUGGUCCUUUAAGAAGUGUUUGGGUUGCGAGGAACCCCCCAGGUUUUGCUUUUGUUGAGUUUGAAGAUCCCAGAGAUGCAUCUGAUGCCGUAAGAGAACUGGAUGGAAGAACAAUGUGUGGCUGUCGAGUGCGUGUCGAGUUAUCAACUGGGGAAAAGCGCUCCAGGAGUCGUGGCCCUCCUCCAUCCUGGAGUAGACGCCCUCGAGAUGAUUUAAGGCGGCGAAGUCCUCCAGUUAGACGCAGAUCACCGAGGAGGAGGAGCCUCAGCCGCAGUCGCAGCAGAUCUCUCUCAAGAGACAAGCGUAGAUAUCGCUCGCUCUCCAGAGACAAGUACCGUAAGCGCUCAAGAUCCUUCUCACGAUCAAGGAGUCGUUCCCGGUCUAAUGAGAGGAAAUGAAGAUGUCAAAGGAUGGUUCAUCUGCAGGGUCCUGCUAUGGUUAUGAAAAUACAAAUUUUUAUAGUUUUUCUUUAGGUUUUUGUUGUUAGCCCAAGAAACCAGAAGGAUGGCAUGUUUGUGAAAGGUGUAUCGCUCUGUUGCUUAAACUACAAUAUACAAAUGUUUUCUUUUGACAAGUUUCCCUGUUUUGUACUUUUUAUUUUUUAAGUUACUGUUCACAUGAAACAUUUGCAUGUUCAAAAAUUAAGUACUCAGCUGAGUUUUACAUUACCAAGCUGUUGUUUUAACUGUUGAAUUAAAUGACAUUUAAUGUUU